UUGGAAAAUUCUCAAUCGACUGCUACAUCGGUUUCUCUUCUGGACCUUAAGUCAGACAACACUCCUCAGCCCCCUAGUGCACACUUCAUUUCCACCCCGUGUCACUGAUCCGUCACAGAGACCUCAGCAAUCAACUGAUCAACAGAGAAUGGGGCUCUGGGCUCUGGCAAUCCUGACAGUUCCCAUGUGCUUCAUGGUAACAAAGGGCAGCAAACUGUCCUGGGGCCUAGAAGAUGAGGCUUUAAUUGUGAGCUGCCCCCAGAAAAGAGGCUCCCCCGUGGAAUGGUACUACUCAGAUACAAACGAACGUAUUCCUACUCAAAGAAGAAGUCGGAUCUUUGUCUCAAAAGACCGUCUGAACUUUCUCCCAGCCAGAGUGGGUGACUCUGGGGUUUACUCUUGCAUUAUCAGAAGUCCCAAAGUGAAUAUGACUGGGUAUGUGAAUGUCACCAUAUAUAAACAGCCGCCGGGCUGCAGCCUUCCCGACUAUAUGAUGUACUCGACAGUCCAUGGGUCAGUAAGGAAUUCCAAGAUAACCUGUCCAACGACGGAGCUCUAUAACCUGACAGCACCCGUGCAGUGGUUUAAGAACUGCAAAGCUCUUGGAGAGCCCAGGUUCAGGGCGCACCUGUCAUACUUGUUCAUCGACGACGUGAGGAGCGAUGAUGAAGGUGACUACACGUGCAAAUUCACGCACACGGAGAACGGAACCAGCUACAAUGUGUCCGCAACGAGGUCCUUCACAGUGGAAGAAAAAGGCUUUUCUAUGUUUCCAGUAAUUACAACCCCGCCAAAGAACACAACAGUGGAUGCAGAAAUAGGCAAAGCGGUGAACAUCACCUGCUCAGCUUGCUUUGGCAAAGGCCUUCAGUCCUUGGCUGUUGUCCGGUGGCAGAUUAACAAAAGGAACAUUAAAAAUUUUAGUGAUGCAAGAAUUCAAGAAGAGGAAGGGCAAAAUCAUAGUUCCAGCAAUGGCCUGGCUUGUUUAACCUCGGUGUUAAGGAUAACCAGUGUGAGAGACAAGGACUUCUCCCUGGAAUAUGAGUGUGUGGCCCUGAACUUUCACGGCGGGAUAAGGCACCCCAUAAGCCUGAGAAGAAAAGAGCCAAUUGACCACCAAAGCACCUACUACAUAGUUGCAGGAUGCAGUGUGUUGCUAAUGCUUGUCAAUGUCUUGGCGAUAGUCUUAAAAGUGUUCUGGAUUGAUGCUGUGCUCUUCUGGAGAGACAUGGUGACACCAUACAAAACUCAGAAUGACGGCAAGCUCUAUGAUGGCUACGUCAUCUACCCACGGGUCUUCCGGGGCAGUGCAGCAGGGAGCAGCUCCGUGGACCGCUUUGUUCAUCACACUCUGCCCGACGUUCUCGAGAAGAAAUGCGGCUAUAAGUUAUGCAUUUACGGGAGAGACGUGCUGCCCGGACAAGACGCAGCCACGGCCGUGGAAAGCAGCGUCCGGAAGAGCAGGCGGCACGUGUUCGUCCUGGCGCCUCUCAUGAUGCACAGCAAGGAGUUUGCCUACGAGCAGGAGGUUGCGCUGCACAGUGCCCUCAUCCAGAACGAGUCCAAGGCCAUCCUGAUUGAGAUGGCGCCUCCGGGCGAGGCGAGCCGCCUGCAGGUGGAGGGCCUCCAGAGUUCUCUCCAGCACCUUGUGAAGACACAGGGCACCAUCAAGUGGAGGGAGGACCACGUGGCCCACAAGUCUCUGAGCUCCAAAUUCUGGAAGCACGUGCGGUACCAAAUGCCAGUGCCGAGCAGGCCCCCCAAGACGGCAGCCGUCGGGGCGCCUUUGGCUGGCAAGGCGUUGGACCUGAGACGCUUCUGA
Psammomys obesus (fat sand rat) is the source of this 1822-nucleotide messenger RNA. It is a transcript of the gene Il33r, whose product is annotated as interleukin 1 receptor like 1. NCBI's taxonomy places the organism in Eukaryota, Metazoa, Chordata, Mammalia, Rodentia, Muridae. The transcript is spliced from 11 exons. Bases 149 to 1822 code for a protein of 557 amino acids. Gene Ontology annotation, biological process: signal transduction. Gene Ontology annotation, molecular function: interleukin-1 receptor activity; interleukin-33 binding; interleukin-33 receptor activity. The record is from RefSeq and is a predicted model, not a curated record.